CGUGACUUCUCACCAACGGGCCAGAAAGGAAGGGGGGCGGGGGGGGAGAAGGGGAAUCUGGGCUGCUGGACCAUGGGGGCGGUGGAAAGCCCCUUCCUCUAAAAAGAGAACUUUUCCUUAAGAGCGGCUUUGGGGGCAAGGUUGAAAUGGGGGAUGCCCUCCCUCCCUCCCCCCCCAAUCAGGAAUGCACUGAAAAAUGGGGGUGCACAAAAGAGGCGAUUACCGGGAAAAGUUUAUUUGUUGGACUCAUUUAUCCUACUUCUAGAACCGUUUGCUGGAACUGGCCAGGAGUUAGGAAAACUUGACAGAGUGGGGGGGGAGGUCCCCCAUUUCAGCCCUGUCUCCUUUUGAAAGGGGAGGGGGAAUCGGAAGCAGUGCCCCCCUCCUCUGCCAGCAUCCUUUGCUGAACCCCAACCAACGAGGUUUGUCCACCUGGGAAGCAGGAAUAAGCUGGAUCUUUCAGCCAAGCGGAGAGUCUCUCUCUGAAGCUGUCUGGACCCCCUACUCUGUCCCCCAAAUCUAUGUUUAAAAUAAAACGGAGAAGACAUUGCAGCAGAGACCCUUACAAACAUCCAGCAUAGCAGCCAAAGAUUUAAAAUAUAUUUCGGUUUUCCCCUGCUAGGAUCCUUACAGGCCUCUCUGCAAGCUUCCUAUCCUAUUUACAUAGGGCAGGGUUUUGGUUUUAUGAGCUUUGGGGUGGGGUGGGUGUAUUUUUCCCACUGGAAAAAACAAAAACAAAAAACCACUGCUUUUUCCCUUUUUUCCCAAUGUUUCUGAAACACUUCUUGGAAAAAUAGGCCCAGUUCUGCAGAUCCCAAAUACAAUUAUAAGAACUUUUGGGUUUUUUCUCCCGGCCUCAUUCAUCCUGCUUAAAAUAUGAACCUUUUUCACACUUGAAGGCUGAAAUUUCUUGGAGGAUAAUUAUAUUCUCUUGAAAAUAGUUAAAAGACUAUUCAAGAUAAAAGCAAACUCCUUUGCCGGUAAUUGCACUUUAUAAAUAAAAUAAACCCACUUGCAUAUUUUUUGAUAACUCUUUUUAAUGGGAUUAUACUUCGGGCUUUUUAAAAGUCCUGUUCUUUGGUAAAUCAGUCUGGAAGGGCAGCGUCUUCAUAAAAAUAAAGCCCAAUAAAUUAUCAAGACGCCAAGAAUGACAGAUAAAAGGCUGGAAUCGGGGCAUAAUUUCAUGGCUUGUUUAAACAGGAGAGAGCAAUUGUAUUCUGGUCCUGUCAGAAUUAAGAUUCCACAAAAGCCAACUUGGAUUACAAACAAGUUUAAUCCCUGUCCCGUGGAUGUGUCGUUGUCUCUCCAGACUUAUUUAGUCACCUGGGUUAAUUAAAAACUGAUUACCGCUGUGGUUGUGUUUGGAAACACUCCGUUCAACGUUGGAGAUAACAGACAUGCGGAGGCUGACCAAUUAAAUGCCACACCCUGCACUUCCCCAAGGAAACACCUUGACCAAUCCUUAAUAAUCCUCUGCGGUAAAAUCCCCAGGAAUCCGCUCAAGGAAGAACCUGCACGAUUCUUGCAGCAACCGGAGAAAGCAGGCCGAGAGUCCACCAAGGAAAAGGAAAUUUUAAUGAUUCCAGUGGAAAAAGAAACUAGCAAGCGCAGCUGUUCAGCUUCCUUAAUGGAAGUCCUCUGAGCAUCAUUUUCUAACCGGAGGGAUUUGCAGUACAGAAAUAAAAGUCUGAACAGGCUGAGAUCUGCAGGGUGAAGGUGCCUUCUCUUUUCCGGGUCAUCCCAAUCGCCGGUCCCAUUUUUGCUGGUGGCAGGUAGGAGGAAUUCCACCAUCUGUGUUCAGGAAUUCCAGCCGGAAAUGCCACCGGGCCAGCUCAGAGGCCAGUCAAGAUUUUUCCUUUGUGUGAGCUGUCAAUUUCAUUGAUUUUCCUGGAGGAGUUGACAAAAGAAAGGCCAACGGGAUAUUCCUGCCAAGCUGGGCCCAGGGGCAGGGCUGUUCUUGCUUGGUUUGUCAUCGAAGGAAGACUGCUCCUGGACAGGAGGCUCUGCUUAAGGAGUUAAUGAAUUAGCCCCAGCCCCUCACCCCGCGUUGGUCUUAUUAAAAACAUGCUUUAAAGAAAAACCCGAAUUGUUUCCCAUCUAGGUGAGAGCUCUCAAAGUGGAGAAAGACUGACUACCUGGAUGAAAGGCAGGGAGGUGGUGCCCUCUGGUGGCUCAGCCAGCCACUGCGCCCCCAGAAGAGAGGUCAACAGCGCCCCCUAGCGGGAAACCUAACAGCAAAACCUCCUCGCUCUUUUUUUUCCUUUUUUAACUGUCCAGGGCAAAAAACUGGGUUUUAAAUUGUUAGGAAACUCGCAGCAAAGGAAGAUUUUAGAAGCGAUAUUUGUCUUCCCACCCCCCCACGCAGGCGAUUUCUCCCCAAUCCUCCAAAAGGAAGGGAAUCGCUCCAAGCACGAAUUUUUAAUCAAUCCAGAAAGCCACAAAGAGCAGCUCUUUCAUCCCAAGAAGCAUCUCACACGCACACAGAAAAAGAGAAUUUCUCUCUCCUGACCAGCAUUUUGCGCAGGGAAACCACUCGUCCUGUGCAACGAGACUCUCCAAAGUUGCUAGUCUGAUUUUGCACGCGGGGCCCCCGGAGAAUUUGAAGACCUGAGUCAGGACUUCACCCCAAGCUGGAACCCGCGAGUCCUUCUCAGGGUCCCGCCUUCUGACGGCGCUCGAGAGGCUGGGCUGGAAGCGAGCGCGUGGGAAAGGCUGCUGCCUCGUGGCUGUUCUCCUUGCCAGGCAGGUCACCUUCCAGAAACGAUGCAGGCUUUCUCAGGGAAAUGGGGUCUCCAAGUGCCCCAUUCGCCGGAUGCCCAUCUUCCCUUCUCCUAGCGGAACUGGUGGGGGGGGGAACCCUUUCUAGGGGGAAUGAAAGUGACCAAAGGUGCUGAGUUCCAGUCCACCAAAAGAGGCUCGGAAGAGAAGAAGCGUGUUCCAAGACGCGAUUUCAGGGGAGCGCCUGUUAACGUCGCCAAAGAGCGAAGCAUCCUUGCCAGGGAGGGUCUUCGGGGAAAGGGCCCUUCUGGCGACCACCCGGCCUGACUCGAGGGUCCCUGCGUGUCCCUGCGGUCUGGUGGGGCUUCAACACACACGCACCCCGGGCGUCGUCGGUCUCGCGUGGCCGCCCGGCUUUUCCCGGACGCCCCACAGCGGCGAAGAAGCCGCCGAACCGGCGACACUCGGCAGCCCGGUUGCAGAAGCGACAGCCCAGACUGGUUUUUCCGAGGCUGCCCCAGCGCUGGUUGGCUGCCCAGCCGCUCUGGGGGGGAGCCAGAGCCGCUGCCACCCCCGCCCCGCCGCCUUUGGGGGCAGAGGAGGAAGAGGAAGAGGAAGAAGCAACAGCAGCUCCUCCGGUGGAGCGCCCGGCUAGAGAGAGUCCUUUCGGGCCGAAGGUCUUUGGAGCCGGGCAGCUCUCUUGUUCCUGGGGAGGAGGGAAAGUGUGGACGGGGUAGGUCAGAAGGGGCUUCUUGGGGGGGUCGUUUUCAAGCAACCCUGAGACUUGGAAGACCUCAAGGUGCGUUUCUCCAUAUCCCUUUGCAGCCCCUCCUGUGGGUUUCUGCCUAAAACUGGAAUUUCUUUUUCCUCUUGAGCACCCCUCUUUUCUCCCCCCCUUCCUCAAAUUCGGAACCCCUCGGCUGCUGCACCUCCCCCCCCCAAGGACCUUUCCUAGAGUAACUCCUUACCUGUAUUGCCUCCAGCCCCCCCCCCUUAUUUUAGCUUGAACUUGAGAUUUGCAGGAGGCCUGCUGGGGGUUUCUGGCCCUUGGAAAUUCGCUUCUCUGCAGCGGCCAGAGAGGACGUGCUGGGGGGCUACCUAAGUGGGUUUCCCCCCCCACACACACACACACCCUUCACAGCUUGGCAAGCGUGCAAGGAACUGGCUGGAGCAGCGAUCCAUGGCCGACGAAAUUUUGGAGCAGUUGCCGCUUGCGGAAAAGACAGCCAUAUGGGGCACCUUGGGAACGAUCCGACCUCACCUGAAUUUUGAUGCAGCCAAAGAUGCUCAGACUUUCUUCGAAGCCAUCAGUGGCAAAGACUCUUCCGGGAGCACAGCUAACUCGAGGGCCCGGAGCAGAGUUUGCAAACUUCUGGUUUGGAGGCCUCGGCUGAAACUGGGGCCCCCGGGUCUCCCCAAAGGUGUGGACUGCGGAGCCGUCCUUGACCUGCUGACCAGUCGGAGCAGCGAGCAUCGGCAGCAAAUUGCGGAAGCCUUCUUCAAAUUCACCCAACAGGGCCUGCUGAAAACCCUGGAGGCCGUGGUCCCCAGCCAGUUUGAGACCAUUAUCAGGGGUUUGCUGCGUCCUGCGGCUCAGUACGAUGCCCACGAAAUCCAGGCAGGAUUGCAGGGUCUGGAGGUGGAAACCCUGAUUGAAAUCACCUCCACUCGACCUGCAAAACAGCUUCAGGAAAUGCUGGCUUAUUAUAAACAGGAUUUCAAAUCAGACUUGGAAAAGGACAUCGCUUGUGGUACCACCGGCGGCUUUAGAGACCUUCUUCUCGCCCUGAUCAAGGGCCAGCGGGAAUGCUACUCGGGGACGAUCGAUUACGUCUUGAUACGGCAAGAUUCAAAAGCCCUGGCUGACGCAACCAACGGUGGGGACGCUGGACUCCUGGAGGAGAGCGAGUGGAUCCGGAUCCUGUCUCAACGCAGCCCCGAACACUUGAGGAGAGUGUUCAGCUGGUACCAGGAGAUGACCGGAAUCUCAGUUGAGGAAAUUAUGGAGAAACGUUUCCAAGGAAACUUCCGGGAAGCGGGUUUAACGCUGGUUUCCCUCCUGAGAAACACACCGCUAUAUUUUGCCACCAAGCUCCACUCAGCCAUUACGGAUGCAGGAAGUAACCCCCGGACGGCUGUCCGAAUCAUGAUCUCUCGCAGCGAGACCGACCUCCUGAGCAUCCGCACUGAGUUCAAGAGGCGCUAUGGGAUCUCGCUCUACUCCUUCAUUAAGGCAGAAACGCAAGGCGAACACCAGGCAGCUUUCCUCGGCUUGUGCAAGGCGGAAGAUCUGUGAGACACGCUGCCGGCCGAGGAUCCUCCCCGUCCAGAGGCAGUCUAUCUUGAAAACCCUCCAGCUUUUCCUUCCAGCGAAGCUGCUGCUGCCUCAUGAAGUUGCAAAAAAAGGAGCCGCCGGAAGGCAGCUGCAGAAUUCAGCCUGACCGGUUGGACAGGUUUCUGUCUCUCUCUCCCAGCCCAAAUUCUUCUGAUGCUUUGCAGGGUUUUUUUUUUGGGGGGGGGGAGAAUGUAGAGACCUGCCAAGUUUUGCCAGGUUUUUACAACAAAACGCGGGUCAAAAGUUUAAAAGCAGGGGAUAGCAAGCAGCGAAGACCAAUAGAGCCUCCAGCAUCAGGAGCAAUCUACCUCUGACUAGCUGCCAGAGAAUUGCCGACGGGCUUCUCACUGGCCGGUUUAGGAAAUCAGACCCUGGAGUAGAUACAACUUCGGUCCGAUGGCAUUUUAGGGAGGGGGGGCUUAGAUUUCUAGAAAAAAAGGCUUAAUUUUACAUUCCACCUCAACAGCUCCACUUCUUCUUCCUUCAGCCCCAUAUCCUCCCCUCAAGGGACCCCCCAACCCAUCAGCCACAGCCCCACCCCAUGUGCCUGUGCAACCCCGCACAUCCUU
Ahaetulla prasina is the source of this 5622-nucleotide messenger RNA. RefSeq names its product annexin A9 (gene ANXA9). Gene Ontology annotation, molecular function: calcium-dependent phospholipid binding; calcium ion binding. The transcript has 12 exons. Bases 3899 to 5014 code for a protein of 371 amino acids. The record is from RefSeq and is a predicted model, not a curated record. Gene Ontology annotation, cellular component: cytoplasm. NCBI's taxonomy places the organism in Eukaryota, Metazoa, Chordata, Lepidosauria, Squamata, Colubridae.